This is a messenger RNA of Coregonus sp. 'balchen', 3956 nucleotides long. NCBI's taxonomy places the organism in Eukaryota, Metazoa, Chordata, Actinopteri, Salmoniformes, Salmonidae. The record is from the annotation of a GenBank genome assembly.
GGAACAACAAAGUACCGCGUGGCUAGGGAAGACAGAUGUAAACAAAGACUGUGUCCCUCUCAAAAACCUUCAAAUCCGGACGUUAUGCCAAUUUUUCCAGAAAUGUUAGAAAAUGUUUAUCUAUCAAGCCGACAGAAUGUACUUUCAUUGUCCGUAAUUCAAGAGGUAUGUCAUUAUUUUAAGAUCAAAUUAAUGCCGCGCAAUUUGCUGAACGAGAAUGGUGAUGGCGCCCAGAACUAGUGCAUUAGCUAUGUUUAGUGGCUUCCUCCUCGUCUCCUUCCUCUUGUCUACACUAAUGUUGGAAAAAUAACAGUGCAGGUUUAAUCAAAUACAUUUUAGGCACCAUCUUAUACUUUCAUAUAUAAUUCAUAAGUUAACGUUUUCUUAUCAGAAGAUAAAGGAAAAGUAUACAAGGAGGAGGCUAAUCUACACCCUAUGUGCCUUGUCUCAGGGUCAUAACUGUUGAAAUUGUGUUUUAAUAUGUUUCAUGCGCCACACGAAAAAAACACUGGAUUGGGUGACCAUAACUCAGAGAUCUGUAAACCUGUAUAAACUGUACACUUUGACCAGACACGUGAUCAAGCUAGCCGCUACAUGGGAACGAGUCUCAUUUCAAAGCCAAUGUGCCUCCACAUUGCAACUGGUUUGAAACAGUAAAAAAAAUGAAGUUUCUGAAUCUCUUUGGACGUGCUAAAUCUGUGGUUAUUGGAAUGAUUCAUGUUCAAGCCUUAUCAGGUAAAGAUGAUUGAGAUGCAGAGGACGUUUUUUACUCUAUUUUUGUUUUUAACUUUGAAUUUAUGUUUUUCAGGCACACCUUUAGGAAGCAUGGCCAUUCCUCAAAUUAUUGAGGAGGCAUGCCGUGAAGCAGAAAUCUAUCACAAUGCAGGAAUUGUAAGUAUAAGAAAAGACACAAGAACUCCUUACUUUUUGAUGUACUUUGUGGUCCUCUGUAGCUCAGCUGGUAGAGCACGGUGCUUGUAACGCCAAGGUAGUGGGUUCGAACCACGGGACCACCCAUACACAAAAAUGUAUGCACGCACGACUGUAAGUCGCUUUGGAUAAAAGCGUCUGCUAAAUGGCAUAUUAUUAUUAAUUAUUAUAUGUUACUAAGACUGUAGCCUCUGACUAUGUAAACCACAAUAUUCACCUUCAAUGAUGACUGGAAAAGUAAUUGUUUGUUGUCUGUUGAUCUUUUGAACAGGACGGGCUGAUCAUAGAGAACAUGCAUGACAUUCCAUACACAUUCUCAAUUGGGUCAGAGGUGUGUGCCUCUAUGACAGCAGUGUGUGCAGCGGUGAGGGGGAUCUGUCCGUCUCUGCCUCUUGGAGUUCAGAUCCUGUCUGCAGCAAACAGCUCAGCUCUUGCUGUUGCACUGGCUUCAGGUUGAUUUAGCUGGCUUUGCUUAUUACUGAUUAAUACAUGCAUGCUUAAGAGCGCUUCAGGUUCGCCUGGAAUUUUAGUUUAAUAGAAAGAUCUGUAUUUAGAGGUUGGGAAAAGCAAAUGUUUAGCUACCUAUUCUGUUGUUGUCUUUUUCCAAGGUAUGGAUUUUAUCAGGGCAGAGGGAUAUGUCUUCUCACAUGUUGCUGAUGAAGGCCUUUUGAAUGCAUGUGCCGGAGACCUUUUGCGAUACCGCAAGCAAAUAAAGGCUGAACAUGUGCAGAUCUUCACUGACAUAAAAAAGAAGCACAGGUGAGCAAUCGUUCAAAACACUCCAGUCAGACAACCCCACUGGCUAGCCUACAUGUCCAGAUAUGGUAUUUCAGAAGAUUUUCAACAUGCAAGUAUUGCGGCUAAUAUUAAACGAAAUUGCAAGGAGAUGAAAGUAACAUUUCUGACUGCUGUAGUAAGUGUAAUUGGAUGCUUUAUGUUUGUGGGUACGUGUUUGUGUUCCUAGCUCCCAUGCCCUGACUUCAGAUGUGAGCAUAGUGGAUACGGCCAGAGCAGCUGAGUUUUUCCUCUCUGAUGGGCUCAUUAUCACUGGAACAGCCACAGGGGUUCAGGCAGAUCCAAUGGAACUCAGAGGUGUGUCCUGUCUCUGAAUGCUCUGACACAUACAGACAUGUAUGUACAAUAUGACACAUAUACACAUGUAUGGUGUGACACACAAACAUACUGACACAUACAGUAAUAGAAAAAUACCCCCAACCCAUUUAAAUACAAAUAAAUAAUGCAUAGGCUAUUACUGUGUAAUCACCAUUUUGCCAUUUGGAUCAAAGGGCAGCCGACCCUCAGCACUUACAUUAUAUAUCUGAAGCAUAAUGCUUGGUGUAUCAUUUUAGGAAUGCUCAGCAUGCACCUUGGUAUAAACAUAGUUUUAGUAUCUCUAGAUAGUUUACUUUCCUCUCCCUUUUCAUUUUCUCUCAAACACUCCUGUAGUCUUGGUUAAUAAGGGAGUGCCCUUUUUCUAGGUCUCAUACAUUCUCACAAACCAUAACACACACCCUAACAAAAGUAUGUUCAGUUACCUCACUCAAUUCCAUACCACUCCCACUGCAUACCAGUCUAUUGCAUACUUCCUACAUUUGCAAGGGCAGAUAGUUCCUGGCGUUAGUUAUUCAUGUAGCCCAGAGGUUAAGCUGCCCUAAAGCCCAUGGAACCUGUGAGCCUCGCUGCUGGCCUUAUAAAGAGCAGCCUCGUCUGGGGAGAGGAUGGCAGCCUCACAGUCCCCCCAGUCUGGAUCGUGCUGACCAUGGGCACACAGCCCGAUCCUGCCCUUGCCUGCCGGCCACAGCCCUGCUUGGCUAAUAUAGACACCAACAUCGUCUGCUAUUUUUAAGCACAGCGUACAGAUGGCUGACUUACACAGAAGGCUGUAAACACAGGCAGGCUCCGACUAGACUGCCACACAACCCUGCUGCCUAGUUUGGAGGUGGUUCCUACAGUCUCCCAGUACGAUUCCAUUGGGCUGGCUCUGUUGUCAGAUGGGUAUAUGGAGCUGCCAGAGUCUGGAUUUAUCUCAUUCCUCAUAUGUUUUUCUCAUAUCAUCUCUGAACCUACAUUCACCAUUUACUUAUCAGAGAUGAUGCAUGACACUUGCAAUGCAUUCCUAAAUCCAACCAUUUAGGUAUUUGUUUCAAAUGAACUCUUGCACAGCUUGCCAAUAUAAUGAACUCAGUAAACAUAAUGUAGCAUCUCGAAAUAUUUACCCAACAAUCCUUUCUUUUCUAUUUGCAGAUGUUGCAGAGUCUGUAAGACUCCCAGUUCUUAUUGGCUCAGGAGUGACCCAUGACAACGUGGAACACUUCCUUGAUGGUAGUGCGAUGAUAAUUGGCUCUCAUUUCAAGAGGGGAGGCGUUUGGGCAAAUGCUGUUGAUCCAGAAAGCAUUAAGAAGUUCAUGGGGAAGGUGCAUUUGCUUCGAAAAUUAAAUCCACCAAUUUGCUGCUAAAAUAAUUUAUUGCAGAACAAUGAAAUACAUUUGGUGGUAAUAAUACAUGUAAUUACUGAAGUUAUGUCUCAUGUUAUUUAAUAAAAUACAGAUAAUACCUAAACAAAACAACCUUAUUUAACAAUUGUUUAACAUUUAAAUAUACACCAAAAUACAAAGAAAUCUGCAUAUAUUUACAAACAGGGCUUGUAGCAGUCCAGCAAACAUAAGAACACACUGGGAAUAAAUGUAUAAAAACAAAGUGAAUCACUCAGUACAAAAUAUACAUUAGAAACAGUGGUUCAUCAUUAUUUGGUUAUCCUUACAUACAUUGUAUUUGUUCAUAAAAAUAUAGAGAAAGAGGUCCAAUUACUCAAGAGUGAUGUUUUGUGUCAUCACAUAUCAUAUACAAAAUAGCUUUUCAUAGCUAUGAAACGUAUCAACUUUUCCUUAAAGCAAUAUAAGGAGGCAGGUAGCUUAGUGGUUAAGAGCGUUGUGCCAGUAACCGAAAGGUCGCUGGUUCUAAUCCCCGAGCCGACUAGGUGAAAAAUCUGUCAAUGUGCCCUUGAGCAAGGCACUUAACCCUAAUUG